AUGGUCGGACCUCCAAACAAGCGGCAGAAACGCGAAGAGUACAAAAAGACCCAAGGGGGCUUCAAGACAGGAGGAGCAAACGGCCGCCCUGCAAGCGAGCAGCAGAUCAAAUUACCCAAGAAAAAGUUCUACCGACAACGAGCUCAUGCAAACCCUUUCUCAGACCAUGCUUUGGCGUACCCCGCGAGUCCUGCCGACAUGGACUGGACGAGUCACUAUCCGGCCUUUGUGAGCACUCCAAGUCCGGGUCGGACUGAAAGCGGUGGGACACCACCCAGCAUGACGCGGAGUGUUGAAAUCGCAGAUAUCGGCUGUGGCUUUGGCGGCCUGCUCGUCGCCCUGGCACCUCUCUUUCCGGAGACGUUAAUGCUCGGCAUGGAACUACGAAUCCAAGUCACAAACUACGUGAUUGAUAGGAUCGCCGCGCUUCGAGCGCAGAAUUUGCAGCAAUCGGCUGCCGCCGACGACGACGACGACGACGACGAUCAGGACCAAAAUCAGAAGAACCCCGCCGCCGCCGCCAGCCUGUACCAGAACAUCUCGGUGCUGCGGACCAACAGCAUGAAGUUCCUGCCCAAUUAUUUCACGCGGGCCCAACUGGCCAAGAUCUUCCUCUGCUUCCCGGACCCGCACUUCAAGCAGCGGAAGCACAAGGCGCGCAUCGUCUCGGCCCAGCUGAACGCCGAGUACGCGUACGUGACGAGGCCCGGGGGUCUGGUCUACACGAUCACGGACGUCGAGGAGCUGCAUCAAUGGAUGACCAAGCACUUUGACGGCGACGAGGCCGGUGACGCCAGAGAAUUGUGGGAGCGCCUGUCGCCGGAAGAGCUCGAGGCGGAUCCGUGCGUCAAGAUCAUGAGCGAGGAAACGGAGGAGUCCAAGAAAGUGACUAGGAACGGGGGGAAGAAGUUCAUUGCCGUCUUUCGAAGGAAGAAUGAUCCCGAGUGGCCUGGCUGA
Molecule: messenger RNA, 957 nt
Organism: Cladophialophora carrionii CBS 160.54
Lineage: Eukaryota; Fungi; Ascomycota; Eurotiomycetes; Chaetothyriales; Herpotrichiellaceae
Product: tRNA (guanine-N(7)-)-methyltransferase
Exons: 3
Coding region: 1-957 (318 amino acids)
Biological process (GO): RNA (guanine-N7)-methylation; tRNA methylation
Cellular component (GO): tRNA methyltransferase complex
Molecular function (GO): tRNA (guanine(46)-N7)-methyltransferase activity
Source: RefSeq, a predicted model, not a curated record